Molecule: messenger RNA, 1185 nt
Organism: Anopheles nili
Lineage: Eukaryota; Metazoa; Arthropoda; Insecta; Diptera; Culicidae
Exons: 2
Coding region: 1-1185 (394 amino acids)
Biological process (GO): regulation of transcription by RNA polymerase II
Cellular component (GO): nucleus; transcription regulator complex
Molecular function (GO): DNA binding
Source: RefSeq, a predicted model, not a curated record
AUGGUGGAGAAGAUGCAGUACGUCAUGUUACCGGCCAAGCAUCGCACGGUUUCCAAUACCGCCAAAGUAUCGGCGGAAGUUCUUCCGGCACCGAAGCGGCACUUUGUGAAAGUGAACGAGUCCGAUUUUGUGAACGAAAUCAAACGGCGACCCAUCCUGUACAACUAUAUGCACCCGGAGUACAAGCGCAUCAGUGUGCGCAACGAUGCAUGGGUCCAGGUGGCGUUGGCGAUGAAUUUGUCCGAACAGGAGUGCAAGAAGCGAUGGCGCAGCAUGCGCGAUGCAUUUCACAAAACCAUCCGCACGAAGAACGAGGAAGAGCGCAAAUCGUGGAUUCACUACCGGCUGCUGGAGUUUAUGCUUCCAUACAUCAGAAAAGGAGAGUAUGGUAGCCUCAACGAUUGUGGCCAAUGCAACGGGGACGAAGAAGACAUCGACUAUCUUGGCAUAGAUAGUGGCGAGGAGCUGUACGAAGGCCCGGUUACCGUGUCGUACAUGACUCAAGACGGCAAGCAGUUGUAUCAGGUGACAAAUGUACCCUGGGAAAUUGGCCGCACCAUAAUCGAGGAAGAGACGGAAGAAGAACUGGAGGAUAUCGACCCAGAUGGUACGUUGGACGUCGCUCAACCACAGUACAGUCCAUCGCAUGAAUAUUUGCUCUCGACCGCAACGGACGACGAAGCGGCUGAGCAUGAAACGGUGGUGUACGAGGAGCAACUCGAUUCGUCGAUGCAGCACAUUGAGCGCACCGAGUUCCAACCCGAAUGGAGUGAGGAAUCUGAGCUCAGUACAAAAGAGCGGUUACUACCGGAGGAAGAAAUCCGCUCAGUUUGUAAACGACCGAGAAUAGAGGCCAUCGAGGAGCAUGACGUCAGGGAGAACAGUUUCGGUGCAGUCGAACUCGAAGAACGACUAUCGGAAGUGGCACCGCCCAUAGCGGGGUCAGAACAACCAACCGCAUUACCGUCCAUAGCAAUAGUACCACCAGUACAGCCACAAAGGGAAGAACACAAGGAAUCAGACGCACGGCUUGGCAUCACCGACCCGGACGAACGGUUUCUACUGUCCUGUGCACCGAUCUUGCGAAGGCUAUCGAAUAAGAAGAAUCAAAUGGCUCGACUCAAAAUACAGCAGGUGCUGUAUGAGGUGGAAUAUGGAGAAAAAUACCCUUACGAGAGUACGUGA